Molecule: messenger RNA, 2182 nt
Organism: Oryza sativa Japonica Group (Japanese rice)
Lineage: Eukaryota; Viridiplantae; Streptophyta; Magnoliopsida; Poales; Poaceae
Source: RefSeq, a predicted model, not a curated record
UCCUAAACUGCAUUUGAGAUCUUAAAUAAUAUUGAUAAAGUACAAUAGAAGGCCAGUCUCCUGCUAAUCUGAGGCUUACUUAACCUUAGAGAGCUUAUAGCUAUCUCUGCAGCUGCAACCAAUUGGCAUGUGUGUGGCAGCUCUCACUAGCGAGAAAUACCGAAGAUAUGCUUACAUACUCCCUUCGUCUUAUUUUAAAUAUAGUUAUGGAUUUUUGCAUCUAACGUUUUACUGUUCGUUAAACUUUGGGAUACUAUAGUACAUAUAAUUAAACUGUACUAGUAGAGACAACCAGAGAAACGGAGGAGAGGCUCUCUCUCUAGCUACUACCUCACCAUGGCCGUCUCCUCUUCUACCUCUACCUGCUCCAGCUUCUCUCUCCUCCUCCUCCUCCUGCUCCUCGCCGCGGCGCCAUGGCGGUCAGGCGAGGCGGCGGCGGCGGCGGCGAGAGCUCUCAACUUCACAAGGCAGGAUUUCCCCGGGGAGUUCGUCUUCGGCGCCGGCACGUCGGCAUACCAGUAUGAGGGGGCUACCGAUGAAGAUGGAAGGAGCCCAAGCAUCUGGGACACUUUCACUCAUGCAGGGAAGAUGCCGGACAAGAGCACCGGCGACAUGGGCGCCGGCGGCUACCACAAAUACAAGGAGGACGUCAAGUUAAUGAGUGAUACUAGCCUGGAGGCAUACCGGUUCUCCAUUUCUUGGUCUAGGCUUAUUCCAAGAGGAAGAGGACCCGUCAAUCCGAAGGGACUCGAGUACUACAAUAGCCUGAUAGAUGAGCUAGUCGAACGGGGGAUUGAGAUACAUGUGACUCUCUACCACCUGGAUUUCCCUCAAAUUCUUGAAGAUGAGUACCAUGGCUGGCUCAGCCCAAGGGUCAUUGACGAUUUCACGGCGUACGCGGACGUGUGCUUCAGGGAGUUCGGCGACCGGGUGAGGCACUGGACCACCAUGGACGAGCCCAACGUGCUGUCCAUCGCCGCCUACGACAGCGGUGCCUUCCCGCCGUGCCGCUGCUCGCCGCCGUUCGGGGCCAACUGCACCGCCGGCAACUCCACCGUGGAGCCGUACGUCGUCGCCCACAACUCCAUCUUGGCUCAUGCCUCGGUUACUAGGCUGUACAGGGACAAGUACCAGGCUACACAGGAGGGAUUCGUUGGCAUGAACAUCUACAGCUUCUGGAACUACCCUUUCUCCUCCAGCUCUGCAGACAUAGCAGCAACUCAGAGAGCCUUGGAUUUCAUGGUCGGUUGGAUACUGGACCCCUUGGUUUAUGGGGACUACCCUGAAAUCAUGAAGAAGAAGGCUGGUUCCAGGAUUCCAUCCUUCACCGAAGAACAAUCUGAGCUGAUCCGUGGGAGUGCUGAUUUCAUUGGAAUAAAUCAUUACACGUCGGUGUACAUCAGCGAUGCAUCGAAUGGCGAAACGGUGGGCCCUCGAGACUACAGUGCUGAUAUGGCAGCAACCUUCAGAAUUUCGAGGAACGAUACGCCGAGUGGUCAGUUUGUCCCUACUAGGCUCCCAAGAGAUCCGAAGGGGCUGCAAUGUAUGCUCGAAUACCUCAGAGACACAUACCAGGGCAUUCCUGUUUAUAUUCAAGAAAAUGGUUUCGGGCAUUUCGGUAAGGACGACGAUUCACUCAAUGACACAGAUAGAGUGGACUACUUGAGUAGCUACAUGGGAAGCACUCUAGCUGCACUAAGGAAUGGAGCCAAUGUGAAGGGUUACUUUGUGUGGUCAUUUCUUGAUGUGUUUGAGCUGUUAGCAGGAUACCAUUCGCCAUUCGGCCUGCAUUAUGUUGAUUUUGAGGACCCCAAUUUGCCAAGGCAGCCGAAGCUCUCUGCUCACUGGUACUCCAAGUUCUUGAGGGGUGAAAUUGGGAUAAACAUCGAAAGCACGAUUAGUCCCGAUGAACAUGAACAUGAACAUGCUGAUCAAUGAGCUUAUCGGGAGUGCAUGAUGUUCAGCUGUAGGGGAUGAAGAAAACACUAUCAUAGUGUUUUUUACUACCUUUCUAUUCUUCUUUCGUUUGUGGAACAUUUCUUUCAUAGGAUUCUUAUAUAAUUAGUCAUUACUCACAGUUAGGUGUUUACUGAUGAGUUAUAUUCUCCUCAUUUGUAGACAGUCAUGUUCUUAUUGUCAUGGCUCAUUACAGCUGAAUAGAGAAAAUCGGAAAUUUGCCAAA